GGCGGGGCGCGGCGCGGCGCGAGGCGGGCACUCCCGGUGAGUCCCACUUCCCGAUAGCCGGGCUCGGUCAGCGACUGGGCGGGGAGGUGGAGGAUGGCAGUGAGCUUAUCGGCCAUUACCCUCUGUCUUGCCAGCGCCAGUAGUCGUGUGGCGGCGACCACGAUGGACCCGGAGCCAGUGGGCCGUGGGGAAGGAGAAGUCUCAGCAUCUGGAGCUGCGGCCGCCGCCUCAUUCAGGGAACCGGCGCGGCAGAUGAGUAACGAGAGAGGCUUUGACAAUGUAGAACUGGGAGUCAUAGGAAAAAAGAAGAAAGUCCCAAGGAGAGUCAUCCACUUUGUUAGUGGUGAAACAAUGGAAGAAUACAGCACAGAUGAAGAUGAAGUCGAUGGCCUGGAGAAGAAAGAUGUUUUGCCAACUGUUGAUCCGACAAAACUUACCUGGGGUCCCUAUUUAUGGUUUUACAUGCUUCGGGCUGCCACAUCAACCCUCUCAGUGUGUGACUUCCUUGGAGAGAAGAUUGCAUCUGUUUUGGGCAUCAGCACCCCAAAGUACCAAUAUGCCAUUGAUGAGUAUUACCGGAUGAAGAAGGAGGAAGAAGAGGAGGAGGAAGAAAACAGGAUGUCUGAAGAAGCAGAAAGACAAUACCAGCAAAAUAAACUGCAGACUGAUUCCAUUGUUCAGACAGAUCAACCAGAAACAGUGGUAUCCAGUUCAUUUGUGAAUCUCAAUUUUGAAAUGGAGGGAGACAGUGAAGUAAUUAUGGAAAGCAAACAAAAUCCAGUCUCUGUCCCACCGUAGAAUGAAAUGACUAUCAAACUUCAAACACUAAGGUUUCUUUUUUUUUUAUACCAAGAACUUUCAUAUUCUCUAUUCAGUGGAACUUAAUAGAGUUAUUUAUGCUCUAAAUUAUUAUCUGGAAAGGGAAAAUGUUUCUUCAUUCUUAGUCUCUAUCUAGCAAAAGCCAGCUCUGAAAUUUGGGUAUUUGUACUGUUUUUACUAUGUCAAAUUAGUGCUUUGGUUUUAAAAUGAUUUUUUAAAAAAGGACAUUCUAGAAGCAUAAUCACUAGUUAAGAAGAGUUAAAUUAUCAAGCUUGUUUGUCUGUUGUGUAUUUGUUAAUAAAAAACAAGGUAAGUUGCAGAUGAAGGCUAAUUGGAUCUGAUAAUCUUACAGUUUCAGAUUAAAAUGAGGAUUUUUUUCCGUGUAUUUUCUCAUGUUAUGCCUUGAGUUUAUAUAUCUAACCAUUAAUUUCAUACUAAGGAUGGUUCACUAAGUGUAUAAUAAAAGGAGCAAGAUGGAUGCACUUUGAAUUUUCUUUCAUUGAGAAUAACUUUUUAUGGAAAACUGGAGUUUAUAACAGCAAAUAUCAAGAUGGGUUUCCAUUUUUUAAUACAAGUUACUUAAUAUUCUUUUUCAGUAGUUAUUCAAAUUAAAUAGCUAGCUUUGAACUAAUGUUAAAAAUGCUAGUUAUGGAAUGAAUUUGUUAGUGUAUUUUUAUUCAAGAGGUAAUACAUAGUGAUUGUUCAUAUGGCAUUCUGGUUAUGUCACUCAUUAAGCCCUAAUGCCUCCUGUAGGCAAAGUAGUUUGAGAAAAGAGGGGAUGGGGGAUAGGUGUAGAUUUAACCCAUCAGCAGGUGUCAAAUACUGUACAGGUGCAGUGGUAGCAUAAUGAAUUUAUGUGUCACUCACCAUUUUAAAGUAGCAACAGUAAGGUGGACAGUUUACUUGAACAGGUUGGCCAUUUCUCUAUCUACUGAGGUAUUUGCAAACCUUACAAAGGUAUGCAGUAUAAAGCUAAUUUUUUAAAUAUUCCUAAAUGUGUGUACAGAACCUUUUUGAGAUAUCUGUGACUAACUUUGUAAAUAACUUUGAUUUAUAACUAAAUGUAGGUAAGGAAGAAUGUGUGGAGUAUUUUAGACAUGUUGAUCUUAAAAGUCUUUUCAGAAACUUAAUUGAGCUUUUAGAAAUUAAUGGUUAUGUUAAUAGCCUUCUAAACAGCAUUACGUAUUCAAUCUUAAAUAUAUCUAUAUAAAAUAUAGCUUCAGAGAAACUAACACUGUAGGUAGAGGGGGUCUAUUAUGGAAAUCUGUUGUCAGUGAACAUGAACUAUUAAUAAGUUCUUUAAGCAAAAGUUGAAGAAUGUAGGAAGGAUAAUUAAACUCAUUAGGAGUCUUCAGUUACACCAGUAAACAUGAAUAUGUAAACAUGAAUAUGGUGUAUAGUAAGUGAUGGGGUAAUCAUUUUAUUUAUGGGUAUAAACUCUUUAUAACUUAGUGCUUAAAAGAUUAUGUAAUUAAUGUCCCAUAAAUUACAUUUUACCAAUAGCUCUAAAACAUGCUAACCUGAUCUCCUCUCCAGUUUGUUUUUAAUUUCAUUUGAAUUAGUACCUUCAACUCAGAUAUGUAUUUGUUUAUCAAGUGAAGGUAGGUUAUGUCUAAAGGUAAUCUUCUGAAUAUUCUCUCCCUAGAGGCACUAGUAACUAAAAGAGUUUACCUACAAACUUUUCUGAUUGUAGUUUAAGGAAGAUAGUAACUUAUGAAGGUUUUAUGUUUCUUGAAUUUUACUUUUGAUACUUGUCCAAUAGUGGCCAGUUUAUAAUGUUUAAAUAUAGUUAUUCACUGUGCCUUAAAUUUUAUACUUGUUUAUGCAAACUAUAACAUUUCCCAUAAAUG
This is a messenger RNA of Lemur catta (Ring-tailed lemur), 2669 nucleotides long. RefSeq names its product family with sequence similarity 177 member A1 (gene FAM177A1). The record is from RefSeq and is a predicted model, not a curated record. The transcript is spliced from 5 exons. The coding region runs from base 94 to 798 and encodes 234 amino acids. NCBI's taxonomy places the organism in Eukaryota, Metazoa, Chordata, Mammalia, Primates, Lemuridae.